Pristis pectinata (smalltooth sawfish) is the source of this 3840-nucleotide messenger RNA. RefSeq names its product SLAIN motif-containing protein-like. Gene Ontology annotation, biological process: cytoplasmic microtubule organization; microtubule nucleation; positive regulation of microtubule polymerization. The coding region runs from base 134 to 1882 and encodes 582 amino acids. Lineage: Eukaryota; Metazoa; Chordata; Chondrichthyes; Rhinopristiformes; Pristidae. The transcript has 8 exons. The record is from RefSeq and is a predicted model, not a curated record. Gene Ontology annotation, cellular component: microtubule plus-end.
GCCAAAACGAGCCGGAGGGGACGGCGCAGGCGCAAGCGGCGGGCCCGGGCUCUGCGCAUGACAGCGGGCCGGGGAGGUCAGAGGUUGCCUUUAUCUAAGAUGGUGAGGACGAGCCAGUGAUCUCAGGUGGCGGAUGCGACCAAUGGUGGGACCCAACGCGGUCGAGCCCGAGGGGGGAGGAGGCGAUGCCGGGGCACCAGUCGGCCCGGGCAGCCCCGCCGCCAUGGUGAGCGCCCUGCCCGAUGCCGACAAGGAGGUGAAGAAGCUGCAGGAUCUGGUGAAGAAACUGGAGCUGCAGAACGAGCAGCUCCGGAUCCGGAGCGGCCGCGGAGGAGCUAAGGGGGCCGUCGGCGUCGGGCCGCUUCCUCCGCCCGGCCGGGCCCCCGGGCCCACUGGCGGUGUCGGUGACGGGCUCGAUAUGCAGCUGAGUCCCGGCGACCCUCUGCUGUCCGAAUACGAGGCGUUGUUCGCUGGAGGCGGCACCGUUACCGGCUGUUGGCUGCGCUCUCCGGGCGCCGACGACGAGCAGCCACAGUCGGUGUUCCUGGAGGAGGAUGUCCUGGACCUGGAGCUCGACCCGGAUCCGGCCGCUGUGGAGGAAGAUAGUUGGCUAUAUGUUUCACCAAAGAAGACGGCAACAACAGACCGUGACCAGAAGGUGCAAAAUCCUUUGAAAUGGUGCAGACAGGUGCUUGAUCAUCCUAGCCCAGAAACUGAAGCAGCCUGCCGUAGUCUCAUGUGCCGACUUGAUCAAGCCAACAGAUGGAGAAACAUCUAUUGCACUCCGUUUUCCUCAUCCUGUGCUUAUAGCUCCAAUACAGAUGUCACUUCGUGUAGCAAUCUCUUAAACUCUACUGGUUUCCUCAAAGCGUCUACUAAAACAGUACUAACUUAUGGCAGUUCAGGUUAUCCAUCCAUUCAUUCGGCACUAAGUUCCCAGUCGUCAAUUGACAGUGAGCUAAGCACAUCUGAUGACUCUAUCUCCAUGGGCUAUAAAUUGCAAGAUCUGACAGAUGUCCAGAUCAUGGCUCGAUUGCAGGAGGAAAGUCUUCGUCAGGACUAUGCUUCCAGUUCAGCAUCAGCUUCCCGCCGUAGUUCCAGUGCCUCUCUAAAUUCCUUGAGGAGAGGUACCUACAGUGAUCAGGAGUUUGACACUUACAGUCUGGAUGAUGAAGAUGAAUAUGAUUACUCUUUAUCUCAGCGCAGUGUGCACAGAUACUCGCCUUCGCCACGAAAUUCACCUCGAUCACAGUCUCCAGUUAGAGGAGCAGCAACCCCAGGAAGAGUUCGGCCAUCACGACGCUGUUUGCAGGGUCGUGUGUCUGAACUGAUGAAUUAUACAAAGAAUCAAGAUGAAAUGCGUCGUAGUAUGCCCAAUCUGGCCAAGACUGGAAUUCGCUGCUCUGAUUCUGGUAGAAGCAGUCGAAGCUUUGAAUCUAAUUUGCAAAUGCCGAACAGUCGAAUUUCACGUUUGCAGCAGUCUCCAGCAGGUCCGUCUGCUGGAAAGCUCAGGUACACUGGUAAUGGCAAUCAGACUUCGUUCUCUAACAGACAGCCUGUGAAAGCAAUUGCUAACAGUAACUCUCCCUUAACGACAAGGCAUUCAGUGAAAACAACAGGAUACCCAGGUUCUGGGAGUAGUGUUCGUAGAAUCCAGUCUCCUACUUGUUCAGGCACUUCACCAACUGGGAUUGCCUCCACUGGCAGAUCCUCCAGUUCAGCACCUGUACCAAGGAGCACCCCAACCAAGUCGCGAGUUACUUGCACUGCCACAACCACAGUUUCCAAGAGCAAACUCUUGCAACCCGCUAGGAGGACUCUGCAACUCCCGAAGACACAAAGUACCAUGACAGAAGAGAAGUGGAAAGAAGGCUGUUACUGAAGGCACAAAGUUUUGCAAACUUAUGGCACUUGAAAGCCCAGCUGGCUGGGCCAACUUCAAAUAAACACAGGAAAGCAAAGUCCAGUUUCUGACAAUGGAACAAUGUUUUGUAAAAGUUUUAAAUGUUAGUGGCAAUCUGCCAGGAUUUUGAUUCCUGGGUCUGUGUUGAUUGCAUCAUCAGCCCAGUUGUGUAAAGCCAGGUUGUGCCAUUAGGUACCUUAAAUUUACUAGUUUACGUAUUUAUGCAUUGCAACCCCAAACUGACAUUGAACAUGAGGGUGGAAUUAUGUAAAAGAUCUUUAAAUAGCAAAAGCAAUCACCUUUUGCCUUGACGCUUUUAUUGUCUAAACCUUUUUACAUUCCUAGUUUUAAAUGAGUUUAUCACAAAAUGGGAACAGUGCUUAGAAUAUUUGAAGAUUCCAUUGCUUGGCUAUAUUCCUAAGUUUAUAAUUCAUGUAAAGUUUUCACUAAAGCAACAUUUUAUUUUAAUGUUGCAAUAGGGAUACAUUGCAUGGACAACUUGACUGUUCCCCUCAAGUGGAUGUGUGAACAACUAUCACAAGGUUCAAGGGUAUCUAAUAACACCUUGCAAUGUCACGGUGCCGAGGAAGCUGUUGACUCCAUCUCUAAGUACAGAAAGACAGCGUUCAUUAGGAGAAAUGUGCUGGAGUUCCUAGUGUUUAUGAAAUUAUUCAGCUGUAACUACCACAGGCUUCCAAACCUACAGCAUGACUGAACUGUGGAAUGUGUGCUUAAAAUGAUUUUGUCCUGAAUUUAGUGGACCAAUCUGUCUGGGCCAUUAUUUUACACUGCCAGGCUAUUGACUUUUUAAGAGCAGAAGUUAAAUUUGUCAUCAGUUUUACCAGUGCAGACACCUAUAGUGUUUAGAGCAGCAAGUGGCUUUGCAUCAGGUACUGAAUUUUCAAUUCCAGGGCAAGCUGCACCAGGAUCACUUGUUAUCUAGAACUGACUUGAGGACAGACAGACAAAUUCAACUCAUCCAUCUUGUUACUUCAGUAUGAAAUUGAAGUUAAAUUUAAUUCAGUCAAUCCUCAUUGUUUAUUAUGACAGACCAAAGUAACUUAAUUGGUUGACUGCUUCCCCGAUGUGAACUGUAUCAAUCAUCAUUUGAGUCUGUUGGGAUUGUGCCAAUUUGGCUUUCGCUGAAUUAUUUGGUUUAGUUAGAAAUUCUCCCUGCCAUAUUCUCUUCCCUUCUUUGCACAUUCAUGUUUUAGUUAAAGCAUUUGCAGAACAAUCUCCUUACAUGAUGAAAUAGCUACUCAAAUGUAUUGCUUCCUCCUGCAGCCAUAGGCUUAUCUGUUAAAUGUUUUUAAAAUUAAGAAUGAGUAAUAAAAUGUUAAUGUUACCACAUUUUAUUAGAAGUACUGUAGAUUUGUACAAGACGCUAAGCCAUUGCUGCAGGGAAACUUCUGGGCAUUUUGCUUCAGAUUUUUAUUUGGCUUUAGGGAAGAAGAAGAUGUACGUGUUGUAGGAGUAUAUAGUUUGAUGUAAUGACUGACUUUGUUUUAGCCAGUAUUGACAUGUUCACAUUCAAUUUCCCUAGUCUGAUUUGGAGGGUAGAACACCCCCAAUUGCACCAUAUUGGGUUAAGGAAAGAAUUUAGGAUGGUUAAUUGCAAACCGGUAUGAGUGUGGGAUUCAGUCUUCAAAUGUUUCAUGUGCAACAACACUGAGUUAGUAGUAAAGUCUGUGCUGUGAUGUGGAUUUUACUAUUACUGUCUUCAAGCAGCUGAUUUACAUGACCAAUUUUUUCAGUUUUGUAUUUUAGUUCUUAAAGGACGUUACUGAAGGAUCUUUGAAUUUGUGUAUUGCGGAGUCUUUAUAAGAUAGUGUAAAGGGUCUGAUUUUUCAGUUGUACACCAGCAUGAAGUCGUGUUUUUAUUUCUUCACUUUGCUUGCAAUAAUGGGGUAAUAAAUGUAAAAGGCAUUCAACUUGAA